This is a messenger RNA of Triticum aestivum (bread wheat), 958 nucleotides long. RefSeq lists its product as uncharacterized. The record is from RefSeq and is a predicted model, not a curated record. The transcript has 3 exons. The coding region runs from base 20 to 484 and encodes 154 amino acids. Lineage: Eukaryota; Viridiplantae; Streptophyta; Magnoliopsida; Poales; Poaceae.
UUACUUAAAUGUUCAACUCAUGUGUUUAUGUAUGUAUUUUUUAUUUUUUUACCCAUCGUUUUUAAGAAUGGCUUUUUUCUGGCAUAUAUCAGGAACAAUGGAUGACAGCAGUAAGGAAAUGCAGGAAGACCGCCUUCCAGUCAAUCCUGACGCCAAUCCUUCUAAUGUUACUGCAGAUAAUGAAACAGAGGCUCGUAGCACUGCGCCCACAAUUGGGUACAAGCGUCAAAGAAUGUCGAAAGCGAUCAUUGCUCGUGGCCCCCGUCCAUCAGAUAUUGAUAGCAACGAGGAUGUAUCUAGAGAUGCUGAUAAGGACCCUGAAUUUGACAAAGAUAAUGAGCGUGAAGCUGACAAAGAUAUUGAGGAUCAUCCAAGAAAAGCAAAGCGCCAAAAGUCUUCAGGAAAUGAGGGUUUUAGGAACAGGGGAUCACCUGCAAGGCUGUAUAAACUAAACAAAUCUCUUAUAUCUGUCCAAAAGGGUUGAUCAUUGACAAAGAGUUCGGUGGUUUGUUGGACCUGCAGCCACUACAAUGGAUGCAGAUCUCAGCCAAUGGAUUAUGAAACACUACGACCCCGAGAAGUCCCAAGUUGUUAUACCAGAGAGGGGGAAGAUCCCGGUAGAUGCAGCAAGUGUGCAUAGGAUAUGGGGGUCGCCAAACAAGGGCAUAAAGGUCUGUUAUGAGAAUUGUCCUGACAUCACAAAGGCCAUUUACAACAUCUACAACAUUACAUCCAAGAACUCACCAACCCUCACGGCAUGGUGUAAGAUGAUUGAAGAUAUGGGUGGAGCUCAUGACGACAAUUUCCUCCGUGCUUGGCUAGCAGUCGCCUUUUCUUGCUUUCUUGCACCAUCAACAAGUCUAAACAUUUCUCCAAAAAGCUUCCCUGUUUUUAUGGAUGUCAAUGGUAUAAACAAAGAUAAAUGUUUGUCAGUUUGUUGUUGAUCAGUUAAAGGCAU